Messenger RNA from Spirometra erinaceieuropaei, 2069 nucleotides. The record is from the annotation of a GenBank genome assembly. NCBI's taxonomy places the organism in Eukaryota, Metazoa, Platyhelminthes, Cestoda, Diphyllobothriidea, Diphyllobothriidae.
AUGCACUUUAGCUACGAGGUCCCGACAGGCGACGCGAGUUCAAUCACAUUUGGGUCAAGUUACCUGCACAACCUACUGCAACGUCUGGAAUCCACCAAAUCUGAUACAGUAAGCUGACUGCCCAGGCAGAAUUUCCUAAUUCCCCCAGCAUUCACCAGAUUACUACCAGGCAUACGUAAUUCAGAGAUGUUUUGGCAAAUUUUGAAUAAUAUAUAUUGACCCAACUGUGAUAGACUCGCGUCGUAGCGGGGCCUCGUAGCUCAAAUGUUUAGAGCGUUGGCUAUACUAAGGCCUUCCCCUUUCUGCGUGGGUUCGAAACCAACCAAGGCGCCGGGUUUUUCACAGUUGGGUCAAUAUGAAGAAUUCAAAAUCUACCAAAAUAUCUAUAAAUUACUUGAGCCUAGUAGUCAUCUGGUGGAUUCUAGGUGCAUUACUUAGGAAAUCCUGCUUGGGCAGUCAACUUACCGUAUCAGAUUUGUUGGAUUCCAGACGUUGUAGUAGGUUAGGCGGGUAACUUGACCCAAAUGUGAUUAAACUCGCGUCGUCCGGCGGGGCCUCGUAGCUCAAGUGGUUAGAGCGUUGGCUGUACUAAAGCCUUCCCCUUUCUGCGUGGGUUCGGAUCCCACCGAGGCGCCGAGUUUUUUACAGCUGGAUCAAUAUGAAUUAUUCAAAAUCUGCCAAAACAUCUACGGAUUUCCUGAGUUAUCAAUCUGGAAUCCAUCAUAUGACUACCAGCCUCGCGUAAAUAAUGCGUGUUUUGGUAGAUUUUUAAAUCUGGCCUAGACAGUCAGCUUGCUGUAUCAGAUAUGGUGAAUCCCGUACGUUGCAGUAGACUGGGAGGGUAACUUGACCCACGGCUCAAGUGGUUAGAGCGUUGGCUGUACUAAAGCCUUUACCUCGCUGUUGCGGGUUAGAAUCCCACCGAGGCGUCGAGUCCUUCACGGUUGGGUCAUAAUAGAUUUUAGAUAAAUGAGGGCAACAGGGAUACCAAUUCAGGUUUGAAAAUCUGGUUUAGAAGGGAACCACUCUGCAGUCAAACGGUCCAUAAUAAAUGCCUAAUAAUGGGAGUUAUAAGUAGUAUGCAAAGGCCAGACCAAGAAAUGACGUGGUGCCUAACUGGCAUCGAUUUUUUGAUACAGGUACACCACAAGACGGCAUUAUCCACGAACGCAAUCUGGAAGUGCGGCAGCCACCUGGGCUCGGAUCACGGGUGCAAGGACUAUCCCACAGUCAUUCAACAAAUCAGACCAAAAGCUGCUUCAGGCAUGGGUUCUGGAUUCUCCGUGGACUGAGAUAUGGACACGCAUCCCCCACGUCGCAACCCAACUUUCGGUCAAAAACGCGAUACAAGUGAUAUUCAUCUGUUGCUGCAAUGUGCACAGUCUCCGACGCCCCACUCCUUACGAGCAUAAGAGGAACAAGAGGGAAUCGGGCCGAAACUGAGUCCGCUCUCACGGCAUAUCAGCACAUUCUUCACGCUUGGACUUAUCCUGCAGCGCCAUUAGUCGUACAUUGACAGACUUCCAACUGACAGGAAACCUGCUCCUUGAUAGUAGUGAACAGGCGAGCCCCAGGAAGCAGUUUUAAACCUGCUGCCCCCUCCCCAGAACUAAAAUGACUCCUUCUUAAUGUAGCCACUGUGGCGUUCUCGCUCAUAUGGGGUUCGGCCCGCCCUGACUGCAGCCAGGCACAUCUGGAACAGAGACCAGACGGUGCGUGGCACGCGUAGACGACCCGUUCGGCCUGGUCUGCCACCGCACUCAUGGCCACCCCGUGGUCGAAUCAAGAUGGAAGACGGAGGAGAGUGCGACAGGUGCUGUGUAAGACUAUUUCAUUACAAACUAACUCAGACGCAAGUCAUUGCUGCUGCUGCUGCUGCUGCUGCUGCUGCUGCUGCUGCUGCUGCUGCUGCUGCUGCUGCUGCUGCUGCUGCUGCUGCUGCUGCUGCUGCUGCUGCUGCUGCUGCUGCUGCUGCUGCUGCUGCUGCUGCGUUCACCCCAUGGGAUGGUUGUGGAAGUCAACACCUGCGAUGGUCGAACUGCCACUGCGUGCAGGCCAUAGCUCCGUAG